Messenger RNA from Ruditapes philippinarum (Manila clam), 1230 nucleotides. Its product is annotated as heavy metal-binding protein HIP-like. Bases 274 to 1080 code for a protein of 268 amino acids. The transcript is spliced from 2 exons. The record is from RefSeq and is a predicted model, not a curated record. NCBI's taxonomy places the organism in Eukaryota, Metazoa, Mollusca, Bivalvia, Venerida, Veneridae. Gene Ontology annotation, molecular function: protein binding.
UAGUAUACAGAAUAGUAAUAUUAUCUUCUCAUAAAGCUUAAUAGAAUAUGAUGUGAGCUGUCUUUAGAAGAUGUAUGAUAAUUAUAGUGUAGAGAUACAAGGAAAAACGAAUCACCUGAAUCGUAAACACAAUAUAUCUUUAUUUAGUUAAAACAUUUCAGACUGUUUGGUUAACAGGGACAAAUUUAAACUCCAACGAAAUAAUAGUUUAUAAACGGACAUUGUUGUUGUUGAUUAUAUGCGGAAAUUUUAAUAUCAAAUUUUAUUGAAAAAAUGAAAUUUCUUCUCUCUAUACUCGUUAUCAUUGAUAACUUGAAUGUGUUGCUUGCAAGCAAUGAUAAUUGUAGAGAAAAUGAUCUAAAUGCUUUAAUGGUACGUCUGCGACAACUGCGAACAGACUUUGCCAACUUGGAAAUCCAGCACGCUGAACAGAUAAAUGCCACUCAAGCAGAAAUUGGUGUUCUCAAGGAAGCAAAUGAUAAUCAAGAAACAGAACUUAAAAAGCUUAGACAAGAAAUCAACAAAACAUCUUCAGAAAUUGGUGUUCUCAAGGAAGCGAAUGAUACCCAGGAAAAAGAACUUGAAAAGCUUAGACAAGAAAUCAACAAAACAUCUUCAAAGAUCAACACAUUAAACAGAACACAAGAAACGGAACUUAUCGAACUUAGAAAAGAAAUAGCGACAAUUAAAGUACCAAUUGUUGGAUUCAACGCCCAUCUAUCUACUUCAGGAAAAGUAAAUAAACCGGGCACCGUUGUCUUCGAUGUCGUCAUAACAAACCAAGGUGCUGAUUACAACAGUUCUACCGGGAUAUUCGCUGCACCGUAUACUGGACUCUAUUUCUUCUCCGUCCAGCUUUGUAACAAGGAAAAUACUCAUACGUAUUACGGCAUACAUCAAAAAAGUAGAAUAUUAGCAAGAAGUUAUGGUUAUAAUUAUAACAGUUCUUGGGAAUGUAGUUCUGUGAGCAUAAUCGCAAUGUUAAACAAAGCGGAACAAGUGUGGGUAAACAAUUACGAUACAAUUUAUGAUGAUUAUCACGGAAAGAAUUAUUUUUCUGGAUCUCUCUUAAACAAAUAACUAUAUAAUAGCAAAACUAGGUAUACAAUAUACCAAGGAAAGUUCCUGUAAAAGUUUCUGUAACCGGAUAUAAAUAUUGAUAAUGAGACAAAAAUGUCUUUACUUGCAAAUAAUCACUUAAUAUAAAGAUAAUUUAAAUACCCAACAUGU